Messenger RNA from Lycium barbarum (goji berry), 584 nucleotides. RefSeq names its product glutaredoxin. Bases 87 to 413 code for a protein of 108 amino acids. Gene Ontology annotation, cellular component: cytoplasm. Gene Ontology annotation, molecular function: glutathione disulfide oxidoreductase activity. NCBI's taxonomy places the organism in Eukaryota, Viridiplantae, Streptophyta, Magnoliopsida, Solanales, Solanaceae. The transcript is spliced from 4 exons. Gene Ontology annotation, biological process: cellular response to oxidative stress. The record is from RefSeq and is a predicted model, not a curated record.
AUAGAGCUUUUUGAAGGCAUUGCUAACCGAAAAAAUCGCAACUGUCCUGUCUAAUCUAGGGUUUUGAAAAAGCAAAUCAAUCGAAGAUGGCUCUCGCUAAGGCUAAGGAAAUCGUUGCUGCCAAUCCAAUUGUGGUCUUCAGCAAGACGUACUGUCCGUUCUGCGUUAGCGUCAAGGAGUUGUUGUCUAAGCUCGGUGCCUCCUUCAAGGCCAUUGAGUUAGAUUCUGAAAAGGAUGGAAGUGAGAUCCAGGCAGCACUGGCUGAGUGGACUGGUCAGCGAACUGUGCCAAACGUCUUCAUCGGCGGGAAGCACAUUGGUGGCUGUGAUGCCACAACUGCCUUGCACAAGGAAGGGAAGCUUGUUCCACUGCUAACUGAGGCUGGAGCACUUGCUAAAUCUUCCACAGCUUAAUGGAUCAAUUAGUCGGCUGUUUAAUGAAUCAAUCCCGUGAACUUAUCCCAUAAAUAAAGUGGUUUAUGCUCUCUGUAUGUUAGCUAAGCGGUUAUGUGAAUGCUAUUUGAUGCUUCAAAGAAGAAAGUUGAACGAGUAAUAGUGCAUAUGAAAAUUUGUCUUGAAGCCUGA